Messenger RNA from Wickerhamiella sorbophila, 3009 nucleotides. RefSeq names its product Peroxisome biosynthesis protein PAS1. Gene Ontology annotation, molecular function: ATP binding; ATP hydrolysis activity. The coding region runs from base 1 to 3009 and encodes 1002 amino acids. The record is from RefSeq and is a predicted model, not a curated record. NCBI's taxonomy places the organism in Eukaryota, Fungi, Ascomycota, Dipodascomycetes, Dipodascales, Trichomonascaceae. Gene Ontology annotation, cellular component: peroxisome; peroxisomal membrane; cytosol. Gene Ontology annotation, biological process: protein import into peroxisome matrix. The transcript has a single exon.
AUGACCGUAGCCAGAGUAGUGUACGUGCCCUCGCGCACGAACUUUGUGAAUCUACCUACACAGCUGGCGAAUACGCUGGCUAAUUCAGACACGCCAGUGCAGAAGAUCGUGGUACAAGUGGACUUUAAGGGAACCCAAAACCAUGUGCGGAGACCUAACUUCGUGGGGUGGUCUGGUAUGGCUUCACGAGACGAUAAAACUCUGGAAAUAGAUCCGACGUUUGCUCAGAAUAUCGGCCUUCCCCACGGUGCCAAUGUGUCUAUUUCUGUUACCACUGUCAAGGAUGGGCAGCUGGCCGAAAGGGUAUUUCUCGAGCCGUUGACACCAGCCGACUGGGAUAUAGUCGAAACCCACGCUGGUCUGCUUGAAGAUGUAAUGAUCAACCAAGUACGAGUUGUUUCGCCGUCGUGUAACAUCACUGUGUAUCCUACUGCCACGGCUAUUGCAGCCCUCAAGGUGACCCACACUAUUCCAGACCUUCCUCAUGCCGCGAGAGAGGUUUUUGUUGCCAUUACAGAAAACACAGAAGUGGUUAUUGCGCCUAAACUAAAGCCGAAAAAUGGAGAUCAGACCGCACCGUCUGGGCAAACAAAACAAAACGGUUCAGCCCCUGCCCAUAAGCCAGAAACCGUCGUGCUUCGUGCCGCCUCAUUUCCUUUCGCCAAUGCACCAGCUACUCGUAAAUUACAGCUCUGUGCAGAUACUAAGCGCUUUGGUGGUGUUUCGCACGUAUCUGUUUCGGUCAUCCAGCCGUCACUCUCGGCAGCUGCUCCUGAGCCCUCCUCACCAAAAGACCCGAGUAUUGUUACCCCUGCGAAAACUGUCUUGGCUGAGUUGGUACAUGCAGACUUUGUAUCCAUGUCUUAUGGUCUUUCUUGUGCUCUUGGGGUUCCAGGUGUGGUUAGUACACUACUACAGAUAUCUUCAGCUCCCACUCUGGACUCGGGCACCUUGACUUUGCAUCCCUACACAACCAGUAGUGCCAUGAACAGCCUCAAGGCAGGCAAAUCUGCAGAUGAGGAAAAAAAAAAUAUUAGCGAAAAGUUAUAUGAAACGCUCGAUCUGUCGUAUGCUGGCAAUGGGCUCGUGGUGCCACCCGUGCCGGAUAUUCUUCCUCAAGGUGGUAUUUUUGAAGCUCCAUUUGAAUAUGGAGAUAUCAAGGGGAUCAAGCUGGGCAGUGAGCAGGUACUCGCUGAGUCCUCCGUGAUGCCACUGCCUGACAGCGUUAUCGUAAAACCUGCACGUGCGGUCGUUGGCAGAGAUUCAUUGCUCACAGAAAUCGAAGAUGCUAUUGUUGGUGGCACAGGAACGUUGGUCUAUGGCUCGCGCGGAUGCGGCAAGUCCUCUGUGGUUGACUAUGUUUGCCGGAAAUUAGAGGAGCAGCUCAUUAGACCACUACGUUUUGACGUGGGUGCUUUAAUGGAAAAGCCUGUACCAACCGUCAAGGAGGCGCUGCGUCGGGUAUUUCUUGAAGCUGCUUGGCAUAGUCCUGCAUUGGUAGUCAUUGACGAUCUUGACAAGCUCAUCCCGGCCGAAUUGGAGCACAGUGAUUCCAGUCGCACCGUGCAGCUGGCUGAGAUCUUCAACGGCUUGGCUCAUGAAAUUCUUUCGUCUCGUCCUGUGACUUUAUUGGCCACCGCACAAGCUAAAGAAGCACUCCAUUCGUCUCUGACAUCUUCCCACGUGUUUGAGGAGCUCAUUCACUUGAGGUCACCGGACAAAACUGUGCGUGAAGCUGUGUUGACUGAGGUCAUGGCGGCACUAGAAAUCACCGGUAACGAUGAGUUUGAUAUUCUAGAUGUUGUUGGAGAAACUGAAGGUUACCAACCCGGAGAUCUUUGGGUUCUUGGCGAGCGGGUUAUUUCAACAUUGGCUAUUGAAAGCAAUGAAAUGACCGUGAGUACCGACAAUUUCAAAGCAGCGGCUUCAGAUUAUACUCCAGCAAGCCUUCGUGGUGUCAAGCUCGAAAAGGGUAAUGCUACCUGGUCUGAAAUUGGUGGUCUUGAAGAAGUCAAGCGUGUCAUUUUGGAGACGCUUGAGUGGCCGACUAAAUAUGCACCUAUUUUUGCCAACUGUCCGUUACGUUUACGGUCAGGUCUUUUACUAUAUGGCUAUCCUGGAUGUGGUAAAACGUUGAUGGCUAGUGCUGUAGCGGCCCAAUGUGGGUUGAAUUUCAUCACCGUAAAAGGACCGGAAAUUCUCAACAAGUACAUUGGUGCAUCCGAACAGUCUGUUCGAGAUCUAUUUGAUCGUGCUCAAGCUGCAAAGCCGUGUGUUUUAUUUUUUGACGAGUUCGAUUCAAUUGCCCCGAAGCGUGGUCACGACUCCACUGGUGUAACAGACCGGGUUGUGAACCAGAUGCUUACACAAAUGGAUGGCGCCGAGGGUUUGGACGGUGUUUAUGUGCUGGCAGCCACGUCACGGCCGGAUCUUAUUGAUUCUGCGUUGUUGCGUCCAGGCAGACUGGAUAAGUCGCUACUGUGCGACAUGCCAAACGCCUCUGACCGAGAGCAGAUCAUGGCUACUGCAAAAGCAAAAAUGUCUCUAGCUCCGGAUGUCGACCUCUCGGCUAUUGCAGCAAGAACCGAAGGGUUUUCUGGUGCUGACUUGCAGGCGUUAAUGUAUAAUGCAUACUUGGACGCCAUUCAUGAGAGACUUGAUACGAAAGGUGAACAGGGUCUAUCUACAGAGAAAACGAAUCAAGAGUUAGAACUAUUUCAGCUCAAUGGUCGGCGUGACGUGGAAACUGUUCGGAGUUUUUUGCUGAACUCCGCAGAUAGUCAGGCGGCUAUUGCACCCCAGACCAGUUCAGUGGCCAAAGCGGGGGACCCUGUGAUCCUAACCACAGAACAUCUUGAGAAGUCACUGCAGCAGACAAAGCCGUCCAUCUCUGCCAAAGAGGUGCUUAAACUUAAGCAUAUUUAUGACCAAUUUGUGUCUGAUAGAGAUGGUGAGAUGCCACCGGGAACUUCUUCUACUGGCGUAGGCGAGCGAGUUACGUUGAGCUGA